AUGUCUUUGACCGGCCAAUCCUACGUGGUCCGCUCUCCCGGCGGGCCAAUCACGCUUGAAACUAUACACUACGACCGGAUUGGCGACCACGAGAUACUCGUCCGGACUGUUGCAGUAUCAGUAUGUGCGUCGGACAUCAAGGCUGCCGAGGGCAAGUUCUUCAUGAAGCCGCCGAUGAUACUGGGCCAUGAAGGGGCCGGGAUCGUGGAAGAGGUCGGGGCCAAGGUCACGGCAUUCAAAAGAGGAGACAAAGUCGUUCUGCACUACAGCAGCUGCAAGUCUUGUGAUGCUUGUGUCACGGGCGGCAACCCUUACUGUGAGCGGAUGGAGCAGCUGAACUUCGGAGGACUACGCGAAGACAACGACUCAACCAAGUUUGCCACGGCAGCGGAUGGACAGUCACUGAGUGCCCUAUUCUUUGGCCAGAGCUCCAUGGGACAACUGGCCCUGGCCAGGGAAACCAGCGCAGUCAAGGUCGAUGCAACGGCUGACGAACUCAAGCUCUUCGCCUCUCUGAGUUGUGGAAUUCAGACGGGAGCAGGCGCGGUGCUCAACGUCUGCAAGCCUCCACCAGGUGCUGCUUUUGCUAUCUUUGGCGCCGGCGCCGUUGGUCUGGCCGCAGUCCUGGCGGCUAGGCUAUGCUCACCUUCACAUGUUAUCGUCAUUGAUAUUUCACAGAAGAAGCUCGACUUGAUCCCGCCAGGGCUUGCUACUCAUACUAUAUGCUCGCUUGGGUCGGAACGAGGGUCAGUCGCCGCGCAGCUCAAGGAAAUAACUGAAGCAAGAGGUGUUGAUUAUGCCUUGGACUGUGCUGGACUCGGAGAGCUCAUUACAGAAGGUUUCGCUGCUCUCAAAAAGCGAGGGAUGGUGGUCUCCAUUGGGGGUGGGAACACACAGGCUUCCCUGCAUACGACGGAGAUGCUCGUGAAGGGAGCGACCUAUAGAGGGACACACCAAGGCGACUCCGUGUCGCAAAUCUUCAUACCGCGUCUGAUCAAGCUUUGGAGGUCUGGUCAGUUCCCUUUCCACAAGUUGCUCUCGCACUACAAGUUGGAGGAUCUCCCCCAGGUACUGGACGAUUUGAAGAAUGAUAGGAUCAUGAAGCCAGUGUUGGUUAGUACAUGA
Diaporthe citri is the source of this 1125-nucleotide messenger RNA. RefSeq lists its product as uncharacterized. The record is from RefSeq and is a predicted model, not a curated record. The transcript has a single exon. The coding region runs from base 1 to 1125 and encodes 374 amino acids. Lineage: Eukaryota; Fungi; Ascomycota; Sordariomycetes; Diaporthales; Diaporthaceae. Gene Ontology annotation, molecular function: zinc ion binding; oxidoreductase activity.